Molecule: messenger RNA, 1094 nt
Organism: Dioscorea cayenensis subsp. rotundata (Guinea yam)
Lineage: Eukaryota; Viridiplantae; Streptophyta; Magnoliopsida; Dioscoreales; Dioscoreaceae
Product: protein FEZ-like
Exons: 3
Coding region: 29-1057 (342 amino acids)
Biological process (GO): regulation of DNA-templated transcription
Molecular function (GO): DNA binding
Source: RefSeq, a predicted model, not a curated record
UGCAUGUAAGCAUUCUUAAAGUAAGAGUAUGGAUGAAAAAAUAAAUAAAGGGAAUGGAGCUGAUGAAGUAAUGAUACCGGGUUUUCGGUUCCAUCACACAGAUGAGGAACUGGUUGAGUUUUACCUGACGAUGAAGAUUCAGAAUAAGCCACUGGCCAUAGAGCUCAUCAGCCAGCUCGAUAUUUACAAAUAUGAUCCGUGGGAUCUUCCAAAGCUGGCACUGAUCGGAGAAACAGAAUGGUAUUUCUACUGCAGAAGACGCCGGAAAUACAGAAACAGCGCAAGGCCGAACAGGGUCACAGAUGCCGGAUUCUGGAAAGCAACGAGAGGGGACAGGCCAAUCUACUCCCCCAACGAAACCAAGUGCAUAGGUCUAAAGAAAACACUUGUAUUUUACAAAGGCAGAGCUGCCAAAUGUGUUAAAACAGAUUGGAUGAUGCAUGAGUUCAGGCUGUCAUCGACUUCUGAUUCAUCUCCACUGAAAAGACCUUCAGAUAUACAAAUCUCAACCGACGAUUCUUGGGCAAUCUGCAGGAUUUUCAAGAAAAUCAAUUCCUCGGAACAGAGAGGAAAAUUGCAACCCUGCAUGCCAACCACAACAAAGACAGCUAAUUCAAACUUCUUCAGCAGUUCAGCUGCCAACACUCCAGUUGGUUUUGAAAGUCUUUUUUGCAUAACAGAAGCCAGAUGUGAAAUUCAAUUUGGCAGCAACAUCAACUUGCAAUAUCAGCCAAAAUAUCAGAUAAAACAAAAACCUUCAGCGCUUCACUUCACUGAUAGCAUGGUUUGCUCUUCAGUUGAUCCAUCAAUAACUUCAUCCCAGGCAGUUGAUGUUACGUCUGUUCUUCUAGAGAUGCCUCCUGAAAAACUUGCAGGUGAUAGAACUCUGGCAUCCAAAGAAUUUGAAAAUAAUUCCCAACUGGGGAUAAAGUGGAACUGCAGCAGUGGACAAAAAGGUUCAUUGAUAAGAGAGAAUCUUAACACAUGCUAUCCUAGCAGUGAAGUGGGUGAAAAUUUUGAGGACGAUGAGUUCUACUAUCGAGUAUCAACUCAUUGAUGGAUCUCUCCAGUGAGUGGAAACGGAACUUCAAUUG